Molecule: messenger RNA, 1488 nt
Organism: Oncorhynchus nerka (sockeye salmon)
Lineage: Eukaryota; Metazoa; Chordata; Actinopteri; Salmoniformes; Salmonidae
Product: sodium-dependent phosphate transport protein 2B-like
Exons: 4
Coding region: 91-816 (241 amino acids)
Biological process (GO): intracellular phosphate ion homeostasis; sodium-dependent phosphate transport
Cellular component (GO): brush border; vesicle; apical plasma membrane
Molecular function (GO): sodium:phosphate symporter activity
Source: RefSeq, a predicted model, not a curated record
UGUGUGUGUGUGUGUGUGUGUGUGUGUGUAGAUUUCCCAUUCCCCUUCGGCUGGGUGACUGGUUACAUCGCCAUCCUGGUCGGAGCUGGAAUGACCUUCAUCGUCCAGAGUAGUUCUGUCUUCACCUCCGCUAUCACUCCACUCGUUGGUAUUGGUGUGAUCAGCAUCGAGAGGGCGUACCCUCUGUCGCUAGGGGCCAACAUCGGCACGACGACCACGGCUAUACUGGCAGCCAUGGCAGCACCUGGAGACACACUGGCCAACGCUCUACAGAUCGCUCUGAUUCACUUCGUGUUCAACGUGUCUGGUAUCAUCUUGUGGUAUCCAAUCCCCUUUACCCGUAUCCCCAUCCGAUUGGCUAAGGCCCUGGGUGACAUCACGGCAGAGUAUCGCUGGUUCGCCGGCGUCUACAUCAUUUCCUGCUUCUUUCUCCUGCCCCUCUUCGUCUUCGGCCUAUCGAUGGCCGGCUGGAAGGUGCUGGUUGGUGUGGGCGUUCCCAUAGUGACCCUGUUGAUCAUCAUCAUUAUAGUGAACGUGCUUCAGGCACGGCUACCCAGCUGUCUCCCCGCGGUACUGCACUCCUGGGACUUCCUGCCUCUCUGGGCCCACUCCUUAGAACCCUGGGACCGCGUGGUCGCCGUGGGAGCCGCCAAAUGCUGCUGCUGCUGCAAGUGUUGCCAGACCGGACCGGAGGAGGAGGAGAAAGGAGGAGGGCAUUUCCUGGAGAUGUACGACCACCCUGCCAUGAUGAACGGUGUUGACUGGGGGGAAAAGAGGGAGGACAAAGAGGAUGUGUUGAAAGCAACGCAGCUUUGAUGCGCCGCGACACUUCGUAACCGCAUCAUAUAGGCAUUAUAACCCUGUGAUUAUGGUAUUAUGACUCUUCUAUAACAUGGUUAUAAAGGUGCUAUGUACAAAAUUACAAUAACUAUUCCAAAAUUCCCUAUUUGUUUUCCUAGAAAUCCUGGUUAGAGGAUUCCCAGAUGUCCUGGUUAUUUCCUCGUAAUUCCAGGAAUCUUCUAAACAGGAUUUCUGGGGGGGAAAAAACAGGACAUUUGGGGGAAAUUACCGCAAUUUUGCAACAAUAGUCCUAUGUCAUGUCCUAUGUCAUGUCCUAUGUCAUGCCCUAUGUCAUGGCCUAUGUCAUGCCCUAUGUCAUGUCCUAUGUCAUGUCCUAUGUCAUGUCCUAUGUCAUGCUUAUGAGAUGUUAAACAGUGUUAUGUCAUAUUCCUAGAUAUCAGUCCGGAGCUACGACCUAGCAGCUCGUAAAGUUGGUCGCAUAUGAACAACGUACUAAUAAUAAUAAUAAUGGAUUGGAUUUAUAUCGAGCCAAUGUGUGGGUGGUGCACCGGCAGCCAUUUUGUGCCAGAACGCUCAUCAUAUAAUUUCACCUCAUCCACCACCAAUGUGUGGGUGGUGCACCGGCAGCCAUUUUGUGCCAGAACGCUCAUCACAUCAUUUCACCUCAUCCACCACCAAUGUGUGGGU